This is a messenger RNA of Strongylocentrotus purpuratus (purple sea urchin), 1995 nucleotides long. RefSeq names its product galanin receptor type 1-like. The record is from RefSeq and is a predicted model, not a curated record. NCBI's taxonomy places the organism in Eukaryota, Metazoa, Echinodermata, Echinoidea, Camarodonta, Strongylocentrotidae. Gene Ontology annotation, molecular function: G protein-coupled receptor activity. Gene Ontology annotation, biological process: G protein-coupled receptor signaling pathway. Bases 511 to 1722 code for a protein of 403 amino acids. Gene Ontology annotation, cellular component: membrane. The transcript has a single exon.
UAACAUUUCGUGAAACCUGUUCGAUGGAGCCAUAUUUCAUAAUAUUUCUAAUAUGAGUGGAUUGUUAUGGAACAUAGACAAUUCUUCGUUCUAGAGUGUCAAUAAACAAGUGUUUAUUAAAAUAACAUGUCCUUCUCUCACCACGGAUGGGAUCGUAUGGACUUCAGUUGAUAAAUGCAAGAGCGUUGUCGUUGCAUAACCGUUCUUUUCAUGAGACUUUGAUUGCAGAUCCUUGACCUACAUUUUUUUAAAGUAGAAUUGACCUUGGAGAAAGAGAGAGAGAGAGUGCGUGGGUAGCAGGUGGAAUCAUCAGAAUUUUUGAGGUCGCUAUUAUUCAUGGUGGCCUUCGACUAGUCAUGAGUGCGUUCAACAUCACGUUCAUUUACAGUUACAUCACAUAACCAACUUCGCUUGAUAUCCGUACGAACAAAAGGUAUAAAUGAGCCAUUUAUCAUGAUUUGAGCGACUCGUUAUACAUCGCGUCAUUCUGAAGGGGCUCUUUGCAGGAAUAUGAUGGGAAAUUUCUCUGGCAGUGGAAACAGCGAUGCAAUGAUGAUGUCUGAAAGCGAGUUCGUAAGCGAGUUUUACUUCGACAAUUAUACGUCACCAGCCUACGCGUCUCAAGAUGAUUUUAAUAUUAUCUUCGCCGUGAUCGCUGGAUUCAUCUGUUUGAUUGGAAUCGUGGGAAACUCGUUAGUGAUCGCAGUGACUCGUGGCCGGUUAAAGGGCUUACACAAGACCAUGAGCGUCUUCAUUCUCAAUCUCAGCGUAGCGGAUUUCUUGUUUCUUGUUUUCUGUGUGCCUAUAUCAGUCGUCAUUUUUACAACGGAAUCAUGGCACUUAGGUUUGUUCAUAUGCAAGCUUUAUGAAUUCCUUGUGCACGCAUCAAUGCUAGCGAGCAUAUUUACCCUGGUAGCCAUGUCUUUAGACAGGUUCUCAGCCGUUGUUUAUCCACUAAAGUUGUUACAACAUCGUUCCAUUUCAAAUGCUAAAAUCAUCGUAAUAGUGAUUUGGCUUGUUUCAUGUGCAUGCGCUGCUCCCCAUCUGGUCUACAAUGAAGUCAAAGAUUAUGGUGGUGGCAUGCGGCUCUGUCAGACGAUAUGGCCGACACACGAAGCACGAAAAACAUACCUUACAUUUGUAUUCUUGGUGGGAUAUUUGAUACCGCUUUUCUUCGUAACGUGCGCGUACGUGAUGAUCCUGCGCGCUCUUUGGAGAACUCUUCGCAUCAUGAAAGGAUCUCGAGAAUCAAGCAUGGGUAAAUCCAAACGGAAAGUGACGAUCAUGGUUUCUGUUGUUGUACUUGUCUUUGGCAUAUGUUGGUUUCCUCAUCAUCUCAUCUUCAUGUGGCAGAGCUACGGUGACUUUCCUUAUAAUGAAGGAACGAUUAAACUCAAAGCUGCUUCUCUGUGCCUUUCUUACAUCAAUUCAUGUCUUAAUCCCAUCAUCUAUUCCAUCAUGUCUGAGAAUUUCCGCAAGGCUAUGAAGAAAGCCCUGCAGAAAUGUGGAGCUGAUUCACCGAACCUCCAAGGGAGCGGACAGGGGAGGGGAGCACCUGGUAUCAGACUAACGCCCGUCACGCAACAUAACCAUUAUCAUUUCCAACCGAACAACAAUCAAGAAUCGCAGAGGAGGUAUUAUCCUCAUCGUAAUCAUCAUCGUCAUCGACUCAGUGAUUCGAAUCGAUUGCAGAACACGAGUACCAAGCCGAUUACGUGGUAGAAUGAUGUGAGCAAGAGACAAAUGAGAUCUGUAUAGGACCGAAAAGACCCUUGAAGAGGGUCACUUCCAGAUUUCAUUUCUUCUGUUUAAAAGGACCCGUCCAAGAGAAUGUAACCAUAAUGGUAACGGUAAAAAAUGGAAUGGGAGAGGAUAUGACUUUGAUCAAAGCAGCUGUAACACCAAUAUAGACACCAGUAUAAUUUCUUUCGAGUUCUUUCAAUGUUUUAUUAAUGUUAUCAGAUAAUCUAUCAUAUCGAUUAAAAAAAUAAAAAU